AUGGCAAGAUCCAGCAAAGCUCGCCGUGCUCGGAAAUUGUCUGAUAAAGAACAAAUGAACUCAACAUUCCAAAAAGCUCGCCAUGGUGCGUCCGACUCCAAAAGCCAGGUCCAAAUCGAAACACGAGGACCGAAGACCACUUUACCCACCCUGAAUACUUCUCAGUCGCAAUCUGAGAGACCGACGAACGCGCCGUUGCACAAACUCGGUCAAUAA
Molecule: messenger RNA, 216 nt
Organism: Plenodomus lingam JN3
Lineage: Eukaryota; Fungi; Ascomycota; Dothideomycetes; Pleosporales; Leptosphaeriaceae
Source: RefSeq, a predicted model, not a curated record